Molecule: messenger RNA, 954 nt
Organism: Aureobasidium musti
Lineage: Eukaryota; Fungi; Ascomycota; Dothideomycetes; Dothideales; Saccotheciaceae
Source: the annotation of a GenBank genome assembly
AUGCAGUGCAAGAACAGAAAACAGUGGGAUAUCAAGGCAGCCUAUAAGCUCCUCUUCGAUGUGCGCCAUCUCACUCAGAGCCAGACGAUCUCUUCACCUGUCGCUGGACCAGUUCCCAGCAAGGCUUUACUUGUUUUUGUCACUUCUCGCCUGCUCAAGCUUCUGAUGUACUGGCUGUUGACAGAAUAUCUGUUCACUCCCCUAACACCAAUGAUCUUCGGCCCUGUCGAGCCUUGGGAGUUUGAUCAUUAUGCCCAAACCUACUUCCGACGACUACCUUUCUUCGAAACAAGGGAACCAGUCACUACACGCGAAACCCUUAUACGUGCUGUGUUUACCAUCCGCUGGAUCUGGCUUAAUUUCGUCGACGUUGAUGCCGCGCAUACGUUUCUCAGCAUUAUCUUCGUCGGCAUACUACGUCUUGAUACGCCCGAAGAGUGGCCACCUAUGUUUGGCAGCCCUCUCGAAGCUUACAAUCUCCGUCGAUACUGGGGCAGGUUCUGGCAUCGCUUGGUUUACAGACCUUACAUUGGCCUUGCAAGAGUGGUCUCGGAAAAGCUGCACUGCAAUCGCAUCGGCUCCAGGUUUGAGAAGUGCUUCCUUGCGUUCAUGAUCUUCUUGAUUUCAGGCGUGGCUCACGCCUUCGUAUCUCUGCACGAAGAAGAUCCUGCGGAAGCUUCAGAUGACAUUGCUUUCUACUGCAUGAACUUCCUUGUAGUUGCAAUAGAAGGGACGAUCCUUGGUACGGCAUCACCGCUGCGACGAUUCUUGCCUCCUUCGUGUUGGAAACUUAUAGGCUACGUCUGGGUCUUCAUGUUCUGGUUCUGGGCCGCGCCAAAGUGGGCUUAUCACGAGGUACAUGAGGAGCUCCUGAAAGAGGCCGAAAGGCGCAAUAGACCACAAGGACUCCAGAUGAUCACACGAUUGUUUGGGAUGAAUCAAUAUAUAGAGUAG